Nanorana parkeri is the source of this 1871-nucleotide messenger RNA. RefSeq names its product elongation factor for RNA polymerase II (gene ELL). NCBI's taxonomy places the organism in Eukaryota, Metazoa, Chordata, Amphibia, Anura, Dicroglossidae. The transcript is spliced from 12 exons. The record is from RefSeq and is a predicted model, not a curated record. Gene Ontology annotation, cellular component: transcription elongation factor complex. Gene Ontology annotation, molecular function: cis-regulatory region sequence-specific DNA binding. The coding region runs from base 51 to 1844 and encodes 597 amino acids. Gene Ontology annotation, biological process: positive regulation of transcription elongation by RNA polymerase II; transcription elongation by RNA polymerase II; snRNA transcription by RNA polymerase II.
GCGGGGCGCGUAGGGUGAGCAGCGGUGGUGGUAGGAAUGGUGUUGUUAAGAUGGCGGCGCUGAAGGAGGAGCGGAGUUACGGGUUGUCUUGUGGAAGGGUCGGAGGGAGGGUGUCUGUCUUCCACGUCAAACUCACCGACAGCGCCCUACGGGCAUUUGAGAGCUACCAGAGCUGCCAGGAAUCCAUAAGCUUAAAGCCAGCUAUUCGAUUCCAAGGCAGUCAAGGGCAAAUAACAAUUCCUCGGCCAGAGUGCCCCACAGAAGUGCGGACUUUCACUUUCUACCUAUCAAAUGUAGGCAGAGAUAGCCCUCAAGGGAGCUUUGAAUGCAUUCAGCAGUACACUCAAAGUAAUGGAAAUGUCAACCUCGACUGUCUGGGCUGCAUCCAGGAUAAAAUCACUGUAUGUGCUACAGAUGACUCCUAUCAGAAGGCGCGGCAAAGCAUGGCGCAGGCUGAAGAGGAGAACAAAAGCAGAAGUGCCAUUGUUAUCAAAAUGGGUAGCAGAUAUGGAGCAGUCAAAAAGGUCCAAGUCCGAAAACCUGCUCCAGGAGUCUCCGAUGUCGUGCCAUCAAGGAAGCGGCAAACACCAGUAAAUUUAGCUAGUGCGAUCAAGAGAACAGCCACCAACAUUUCUCAACGACCCUUCAAAGACAGGGUGAUGCACUUACUAGCCCUUAAACCAUACAAGAAGCCUGAGCUUAUUCUACGACUGCAGAAAGAUGGGCUUACCUUACAGGACAAAGAUUCUCUAGAUGGCCUCCUGCAACAGGUGGCAAAUCUGAGUGCCAAAGACUGCACUUACACAUUAAAAGACUGUAUGUACAAAGAGGUCCACAAGGACUGGCCUGGUUAUUCGGAAGGCGACCAACAGCUAUUAAAACGAAUACUUGUCCGGAAGCUAAGCCAGCCACCAAAUCCAUGUGGACAGACAGGAGAAAAUGCUCCUCUGAGCCCUCCCAAAGACAAUGUGAAUUCCACUUCCCCAAACCCCCAGAAACGACCCUCUCAAAAUCCAGAGCCUAUUGAUCCUUCAGUUCCCAAGAAAGUCCGUAUAUCCCACUUUGCACACCGGUCGCAGCAUACGUUGAAUGGGAAAUUAAAUUCCUCCAAUGGAAGGGAUUCACCAGCUCCCCCUAUGCAGCCUCUUGUGUUGGAUACUGUCAACUCCAGUUCUCAUAUACAACUAGCUGAUGACCCCAUUUUGGACUCCAGCACUGACACACAACCGAAAGACUGUGAAAGCCUAGAUGCCUCUGAGAGGCUUGGCCAUGAACCACAGACGGACUGUUCCACUGUGGCCAAAAAAAACUCUAAUCCCACUCAUGGAAAGUCUAAAAAGAAGUCCAAAAAGCACAAAGAGCGAGACAGAACCAAGGAAAAGAACCCACAAGGAAAAAUAAAUUGUAGCUCGGGGAAAAUCAGUGGGGCUCUUCAGGACAUCCUGGAUUUGAACAGAGCUUGCAGUAAUUCCAGUAUUCCAUCAUCCACAUCAGAGCUGCCAGAUUACAUCUUGAAAUACACAGCAAUCUCAUCUCAGGAGCAGCGUCAGACUUACAAGACUGACUUCAACUCAGAAUACAAUGAAUACAGAGAUUUACAUGCAAGGAUAGAAAGGACAACAAGCAGAUUUACGCAGCUGGACUCUCAGCUAAAGCAGCUCUGCACUGGUUCAGAGGAAUACAAGACUAUCCAUGAUCAAAUCUUACAAGAGUAUCGUAAAAUUAAAAAAUCCAACCCGAAUUACAGUGAAGAGAAGAACCGCUGUGAAUAUCUCCACAAUAAACUGGCUCACAUAAAAAAACUGAUUGCACAGUAUGACCAACAGAUUCUGUCUCUGCAUUAAUGCCCAUGUUCGGGUAGCAGUAUCUUU